AUGGAGUUGGCAGGAGAUCAUAAAUCAAAGGACGAAACAGUUGAUGUGCUAUUGAAAGAACUGAAGACCCCGGCCGGCGCGCUUGCAGCUGCAGAAGCUGCAGAAGAAAAGGCUCAAUUGAGAAAAUCGCUAGAGGAAAACCGAGAGGGUUAUAUAAAGAACGAUCGAUCUAAUGUUCAUCGUGAGGGCAGCGGUUUUGAGAAAUUAGACCGGGCUGUAAACAAAAUCAAUCAAACCCCGUCAAAAGGGAGCAGUAGUAGCACUGCUAGUUCUACUAACCCUGCUGCUACUACAGCUUCAGGAGCAAACGGAAACAACAGCUCUCCCUAUAUUCCAAAAGACGGUACCCCUUUAACCAGAGCGACAUCACCUGAAAGUACUGAAGAAUCAAUCACCGGACGACUGACUGGUUUUAUGAAAGAUACAUAUAAAAGAUACAAGCCAGUUGUUAUGGCUCAGGUCAAUAACGGUACCAACUAUGCACGAAAUCGAUCGAGCACCGGAAGUAGCAGCAUCAGUUCAAAGAGUUCAGGAAGCGAUAUUGAAAAGCCCCGUUCCCAGCCUGGAGUCAAUGGAGCUGGUACUGACGCUAGCAUCCUGCCAGGGGCCUCCACUACGUACGAAGAAGACUUGGGAUAUGGUAUAUUUCCUACUGUCAAAAUCUCAUCGCGACCUGGUGGGCAUUUUGAUGGCACCUUACGUGUAUCAUAUAAGGAUGUUCAAUUGCACCGUAUGAAUAGUAAAAAGGGCAAGGCUUUUCGUCCUGGCGACCACCCUCGCUUCCUAAAGCUGCGUGCUCAUCACCCAGAUAUGGCCAGUGAGCCACAGGGCAUUGCCAACCUGAUUGAUCCGGAAGGAGUAUCCGUUAUUUCGGAUAUUGACGACACGAUUAAAGAGACCAACAUCGCAGCGGGCGCGAAGAUCGUCCUUCAGAAUACGUUCCUUAACGAAAUGCAAGAUGUUCCAGGGAUGGCAAAUGUCUAUAAAGAGUGGUGGAAGCAAGGUGUAGCCAUCCAUUAUGUCUCCAACUCACCAUGGCAACUCAUUCCAAGCCUGUUGGACUUCUUCCACACGCACAAGUUCCCUCCGGGGUCGGCACAUCUACGCCUACACGACAGUGUCUUGAAGUCGUACUUUAUGUCACCUGGGGAACAUAAGCGUAGGGCUAUCAGCGAGAUCUUGACCGACUUUCCAGACCGCAAGUUUAUCCUGAUUGGAGACAGCGGUGAAAUCGAUUUAGAGAUUUAUACAGAAUUGGCACGUAAUUUCCAGGGACAGAUUUUCAAGAUUUUUAUUCGAAAUAUUACGACGGCGAGGCUUCAGGAGAUGAAUGCCGAAUCGACAGCCGAUUCUAUAAUAGGACCUGAUUUCUUUACUCAGCAAGGCGGUGCUGGGGUUGUGAAUUCCUUAAAAGCUAAUGAUACUCCUAGCGAUCUCCCCACGGAUGAUAUUGGACGCGCUUCCUCUCGAACCGAUGGAGAUGCAAGCAAAAGUAGUAGUAGACAAAGCGUGGAGACGGCGUUGGGCAAAGGUGAAACAACGAUAUCAGACGCUAUUGCUGCCAAUACAACUACGUCUGUAGCCACAGACAGAGCUGGCUCCAAGGCUUCAGAAAAGACAGCAACGGGCGAUGGGCUUACAGAUAAGGCAAUAUUGGAUGAAGAGCCCAUGCCUGGCGCUCCCGUGUGCCAUGAACCAGCAGUAACCAAGAGUCCGCUUGAACUCUGGGCUGAUCGUGUGGAAGAAUGUAGAAAAUACUUGCCGGAGGAUAUGCUGACAAUUUUUGAAGACGCACAAGCGUUAGGGAAGUGUUCAUUAGUCAAGGAAAAGAUUCGAUAUUAUCGGGAUGCGUUUACCUUGGAUGAAGAUGAUGAGAACGAGGAUGAGGAUGAUGGAAAUGUAAAGGGAGACAAGGCUAACAAGAGCAAGAAUGAAGAUAUGGGUAAAGAGGAUCGCGACAACAACGAGCUACCACAGCCUCAGCCACAGAACAGAAAGAUAGAAAAGCUGAUUGAUGUAUGA
Lobosporangium transversale is the source of this 2022-nucleotide messenger RNA. RefSeq lists its product as hypothetical. The transcript is spliced from 2 exons. Gene Ontology annotation, cellular component: actin cortical patch. The record is from RefSeq and is a predicted model, not a curated record. The coding region runs from base 1 to 2022 and encodes 673 amino acids. Gene Ontology annotation, molecular function: phosphatidate phosphatase activity. Lineage: Eukaryota; Fungi; Mortierellomycota; Mortierellomycetes; Mortierellales; Mortierellaceae.